Molecule: messenger RNA, 1221 nt
Organism: Amyelois transitella
Lineage: Eukaryota; Metazoa; Arthropoda; Insecta; Lepidoptera; Pyralidae
Gene: CAH9
Product: carbonic anhydrase 7
Exons: 6
Coding region: 90-1055 (321 amino acids)
Cellular component (GO): cytoplasm
Molecular function (GO): carbonate dehydratase activity; zinc ion binding
Source: RefSeq, a predicted model, not a curated record
AAACUGUCGCCGGCGCGAUAGGAUCAUCAUCAAUUAGUUCUUAUAUCAUUAAUUAAUAUAAUUAAAAAUAAAAAAAUAAUUUUGUGAUAAUGAACGCUUCGGUUUUAUUAGCGGCAGUAUUUUUGGCGGCAAAUGUCGCCCUAGUCGUCGGCUGGGGGUACAGGGCGUCAGAUCAGCGGCGAUGGGCGGUACUCCACCCGGCUUGCGGCGGUCGUCAGCAGUCCCCCAUAGCCAUCGCAGCCCGACAAGCCAUCCCCAUAUCCAUCCCAGCUAUGGAGCUCAUCGGCUACCAGAACCCACUGCCUGGGCCGCUAACGAUCACGAAUAACGGACAUUCUGUGGCUCUAACAAUCCCGAAAUAUAGUUCCGAAGAGGAAAAGAAGGGCUUCCGUCUCCCCUACAUCUUCGGAGGUCCCCUUGACAACGAAUACGAGAUUGAAGGUCUUCAUUUCCACUGGGGUGACAAGAACAACCGCGGUUCAGAACACACGCUCAACGACAUGCGUCUACCGCUUGAGAUGCACAUCAUCCAUAGGAAUAAGAAGUACAGGAACUUGGCCGAAGCCCUGCAGCACCCUGAUGGUCUUUGCGUUCUGGCUUUCUUCUACCAGGUCGUAGAAUUCGACGCCAAACUGCUCACUCCCAUUGUCAAGAACCUGUCGGCUAUUGAGAACUACAACACCACCAUGAAGCUGCCUCAUACCUUCUCUCUCUCCUCAAUUCUCUCCGGUCUUGAUACUGAGCGUUUCUACACCUACAAGGGUUCCCUGACCACCCCACCUUGCGCCGAAGCUGUUACGUGGGUUGUGUUCUCAGACUACCUCCCGAUCUCCGUAUUCCAGAUGGACAACUUCCGUGGCCUCCUCUCGAACCUGAACCUUCCCCUCGUGGACAACUUCAGACAACUGCAGCCACUAUUCGGCCGUCGCGUAUUCGUCCGCAUCACCUCCAAGAAUCCAAAAUUCAAGAAGACUAAGCUCCACUACUCCAAAUGGGACUGGGUACACAGUGGCCACAAGAAGGCCGACAACGAAGUCAACGAAUUCGAUGAAUAAAAAAAAAUCGAUAUUUAAAAAUUUAAUUUAAAAAACACCGAUUAGUUCUCUAUUACGGGUAAUUUAUUUUCUCGUUGAUACCAAAUAUUUGUUAUGUUACCAUUUCUACUCUAUGGUUGUGUGCACUUGUAUAUUUGUGUGAAUAUUAGGUUAUUAAUUUUAAGUU